Molecule: messenger RNA, 3243 nt
Organism: Geosmithia morbida
Lineage: Eukaryota; Fungi; Ascomycota; Sordariomycetes; Hypocreales; Bionectriaceae
Product: linoleate 10R-lipoxygenase
Exons: 5
Coding region: 1-3243 (1080 amino acids)
Biological process (GO): response to oxidative stress
Molecular function (GO): iron ion binding; peroxidase activity; heme binding
Source: RefSeq, a predicted model, not a curated record
AUGACCAGAACCAAGCAGAAGCCUUCUUCUGCUUUGCAAAAGUUCAAGGCUCUCCGGACUGCAUCUAAGCGUCCUCUCCCCACCGAAAUGGGCGAUGGGCGCUAUGCUGUUGUUGCCAACCGCCCUGGGCUGCGGGAUGACCUUGGAAGAAUUACCAUGGAUGACAUCAGAACCCUCGUCGACAUCAUCUCGGAGAAGCUGUCUGGGAGGACCCAGCAGGACGACAAGACCAUGCUCAUGGAAAGGACAAUCCAACUCGUCUCCGGUCUUCCAGAUCACUCCAAGACCCAAGAAAUUCUCACGAACAACUUCAUCGACAAACUCUGGAACUCUCUUGACCACCCUCCCAUGAUUUACGUCGGACCCGAGUCAAAGUACCGCCACCCGGAUGGCUAUGGAAACAACCCGGUAAUGCCUGAGCUGGGUAUGCGUGGCCACAAAUAUGCUCGAUCAUGUGCACCCAAGACGCUUCAGCUUGGUGCGCAGCCUGACCCUGAAGCUGUUUUCGAGGCUGUCAUGGCUCGCAGUGGGUUCCGGCAGAGUUCCAACAAUGUCUCCAGCAUCUUGUGGUAUUGGGCUACCAUCAUUAUCCACGACAUCUUCUGGACCGAUAUGCACGACCAGAACAAGAACAACACUUCUUCUUACCUUGACCUCGCUCCUCUGUACGGAAACUCUCAGGAGGCCCAGAAUUCCAUCCGCACGUUCAAGGAUGGCAAGCUCAAGGUGGACACCUUUGCCGACAAGCGCAUGAUUGGCAACCCUCCGGGGGUGUGCAUCCUUCUGAUAAUGUUCAACCGAUUCCACAACCAUGUGGCAACCACCCUGGCCGAUAUCAAUGAGGGCGGCCGCUUCCCCAAGCCAACUCCGGAGAUGAGCAAGGAAGAUGCCGCAAAGGUGUGGAAGAAGUAUGACGAGGAGAUCUUCCAGACGGCCCGACUUGUCACCUCGGGCUUGUACAUCAACAUUACUCUCAUAGACUAUGUGCGGAAUAUUGUCAACCUCAACCGUGCUGACACCACUUGGACCUUGGACCCUCGUCAGGAAAUGGGCGUGGCUGUCGGCACCAAGGAAGGGUCGGAGGCUGGCGUGGGUAACGUUGUGUCGGCCGAGUUUAACCUCUGCUAUCGAUGGCACUCGUGCAUUUCGGAGAUGGACGAGAAGUGGAUUGAAAAGUUCUUUGGCGACCUAGUUGGUGAGGACCACUACGACCCCGACAGCGUGGAUGUCAAGACCCUCAUGAUGGCGAUGAAGAAGUUUGAAAUGUCCAUUCCAGAGGACCCCGCUGAACGCACAUUCAACGGAUUCGAACGCGGCCUUGAUGGGCGAUUUGACGACGACGAGCUCAUGGAGGCCCUUGCUACUGCCAUCGAGCAGCCUGGUGGCGCUUUUGGUGCCCGCAACGUGCCGAGGGUUAUGAAGCCUGUGGAGAUGAUGGGCAUAAUCCGUGGUCGUCGCUGGAACCUGGCUGGUCUAAACGAGUUCAGAAAGCACUUCGGAAUGAAGGCCUACGACACGUUUGAGGAGAUAAACUCGGACCCAGACGUUGCUGAUCAACUCCGCAACCUCUACCAGCACCCUGACAAUGUGGAGCUGUACCCCGGAAUAGUUGCCGAGGAGGCUAAGGCUCCCAUGGUUCCAGGUGUUGGGAUCACACCGACCUACACUAUUUCUCGUGUUAUCCUUUCUGAUGCCGUGUCUCUGGUCCGCGGUGACCGAUACUACACCAACGACUACCAUGCCGGUAACCUUACCAACUGGGGAUUCAGGGAAGUCGAGUACGACUUUAACAUCAACCAUGGAUGCGUCUUCUACAAGCUGUUCAUACGUGCUUUCCCCAACCACUUCAAGGGCGACUCUGUGUAUGCACACUAUCCCAUGGUGACACCCGAGGAGAACAAGAGAAUCCUCAAAAGCUUGAAGCGCGACGGUCUCUUCAGCUUCGACCGCCCCAAGUUCAGUGCUCCGCGCACCGAUAUUACCUCCUAUGGUGCCGCCAAGAAAGUACUCAGGAAUCAGGAGAAUUACAAGGUCGACUGGCAAGAGGGCCUCGGCUUCCUCAUGGGAGAUUCUGGCCGCAAGUUCAUGCUGUCUGGUGAUUCAAAACUCCAUUCCGAGCAGAGAAGGCAUAUGCAUAGCCUCCUGUACACGGAUGGUUGGAGAGAGUCUGUCAAGGCCUUCUACUCAGCCACCGCAGAGCAUCUUCUGUCCGAGAAGGGGUACAAGAUUGCUGGAAAAUCCCAGGUCGAUAUUGUGCGCGAUGUCGGAAACCUGGUGCACACGCAUUUUGCUGCCCAUAUGUUCAACAUCCCCCUCAAGACUCGAGAAAACCCCAAGGGCGUAUUCACUGAGCAGGAGCUGUACCAGGCUCUUUCUGUCAUCUUCACGUGCAUCUUCUUUGACAUUGACCCCGCAAAGAGCUUCCCCUUGAGGCAGGCCGCCAAGGAGGCGGCUGACAAGAUUGGCGGUGCCGUCGAGAUGAAUGUUAAGUUGGCUACCAUGUUCGGCAUCAGCGGUCUUUUUACAUCCAAGAGCGGAAAUGACCCACUGUCUAGAUAUGGUGUCAACAUGGCCAAAGGUCUGAAAAAGUCUGGACUGAGUGCCCAUGACAUUGCUUGGAGCCAGAUCCUCCCCACUGCUGCAGCCAUGGUACCCAAUCAGGCCCAGGUGGCUAACCUGUAUACUUCAAAGUUUGCCCAAGCUCUUGACUGGUACCUUUCCCCAGAAGGCCAGCCGUACCUGGAGGACAUCCGCAGCGUGGCGGCCAAGCAGUCCAGCCCCGAGUCCGACGCCUUGCUUCUUGGUUAUGCUAUGGAGGGUAUUCGCAUGGCAGGUACAUUUGGGUUAUACCGCAAGGCUGAGAAGGAUGACACCAUAUUGGAGGACGACGGACGCGAGGUCAAGGUCAAUGCUGGCGAUCGCGUCUUCAUGUCAUUUGUAUCCGCCGCCAAGGAUGCCAAGCACUUCCCUGAGCCGGACCGGGUAAACCCCGAGCGUCCUCUCGAUUCUUACAUUCACUAUGGCGAUGGUCCCCACAUCUGCCUUGGUCGCGAGAUCAGUCAGGUUGCUCUGACGGAGCUUUUCCGUGUCGUCUUCCGCAAGAAGAACCUGCGCAGGGCUCCCGGGCUUCAGGGCAUGUUGAAGAAGGUUCCUCGUCCCGGAGGUUUCUUCGUCUACAUGACGGAGGACUGGGGAAGUCUUUGGCCCUGGCCCACCACCAUGAAAAUUAUGUGGGAUGAGUAG